AUGAGCAACAAUCUGGUUAUAUUUGGUGGCGACUCGCACCCGAAGUUGGUGGCGCAGAUCUGCGCGCAGUUGGACGUGCAGCCGUCGAAAGUGGAGCUUGGGAAGUUUUCGAACGGGGAGACGAGCAUUGCCGUGAAGUCGUCAGUGCGUGAGAAGGAUGUUUAUGUGAUCCAGAGUGGGUGUGGCCACGUGAAUGACACUUUCAUGCAGUUGCUGAUCCUGAUCAGUGCGUGCAAGUCUGCGUCCGCGUCGCGGGUCACCGCUGUGAUCCCGUACUUCUGUUACUCUAGACAACCAGAUAUCCCGUACACUGCGAAGGGUGCGCCCAUAAUUUCUCAACGGAAGAGCAGUGGGUCAGCCUCCGCCUCCACGCCCGCAGCGACCCCAACUGCUGGUGGCAAGACUGUCACGACGACGCAGAGACCAGGUGCUGACUCGCCCUUCAAGUCUCUCGACAGUGCGAUACGAUCGACGAUCCAGUCCCCCACUCCCGUGAGACCACCACCAACCACUGUAGGGUCCUCACGGAUCCCGAUGAUCCCCGAGGGCGGGAAGUUAAACCGGAGCGGUGGCCAGCAAACCCCUCAGCCACCGUCCUCUACAUCUGCUGAGGCGGAGGAGUUAUUCAACGCGCAGAACGCAGGGUACAAACUGUGGGUUGUUCAAGCUGGGACUUUGAUUGCGAACCUGCUGACUGCUGCUGGAGCAGACCACGUCAUCACUAUGGACCUCCACGACCGUCAAUUCCCUGGGUUCUUCGACGUCCCCGUGGACAACCUGUACUGUAAGCCGCUGGUGCAGAACUACAUCCACCACUGUAUCCCCGGGUACCGUGACGCAGUUGUUGUUUCACCGGAUGCCGGUGGUGCGAAGCGGGCCACCGCUGUCGCAGACGCGUUGGAACUAUCCUUUGCGAUGAUCCACAAGGAGAGACGGUCGCAACUGUUGAAGGGUCCACCUGACGCUACUCUGACCAGUGGUGCAGACAUCCCCUCGAAACCUCUGUUGCAGCACAACCCACCGCCCGCGGGGGCCCCCGCCUUACACAGGUCUGGUUCUAGCAGUUCUGUAUCCUCUGCUUCGUCAUCCAAGUUUGUACAAACGACGAUGAUAGUCGGGGACGUGCGUGGUAAGACGUGCAUCCUCGUAGACGAUCUCGUGGACACCUCGUACACGAUCACUCGUGCCGCCGUGCUACUAAAGGAUCAGGGCGCUACUGCCGUGUACGCCAUCGCCACACACGGUGUUUUCUCAGGGGACGCGCUAGAGCGGAUCAAGCGGUCACCCAUAGACAAGAUUGUGGUUUCCAAUACGAUCCCGCAGGAACGCACGCUGGCCGUCUUGGGCAAGCACCGCGUCGACAUCCUCGACGUCUCGCGCGUGUUCGGCGAGGCCAUCCGCCGUAUCCACAACGGUGAGUCGAUCUCGAUGCUGUUCGAGUACGGCUGGUGA
Molecule: messenger RNA, 1452 nt
Organism: Huiozyma naganishii CBS 8797
Lineage: Eukaryota; Fungi; Ascomycota; Saccharomycetes; Saccharomycetales; Saccharomycetaceae
Gene: PRS5
Product: ribose phosphate diphosphokinase subunit PRS5
Exons: 1
Coding region: 1-1452 (483 amino acids)
Biological process (GO): 5-phosphoribose 1-diphosphate biosynthetic process; ribonucleoside monophosphate biosynthetic process; purine nucleotide biosynthetic process
Cellular component (GO): ribose phosphate diphosphokinase complex; cytoplasm
Molecular function (GO): magnesium ion binding; ribose phosphate diphosphokinase activity
Source: RefSeq, a predicted model, not a curated record